ACUCAGUGACAUUUUGGGAAUGGUAUAGGCCUAACUGACCAAAGUCAUACAGUAGGCUUUGUUAUGACGAUGUUAUGAAUAACAUUCAGACAGGUCAUAGAUAUUAUUAUCUAAAAUAAACAAAAACGAGUUGUUUCACAAAUGUACAGAGUUCCGCAGAUGUCUUGUUGCCUACUCAGGAAAGACGCGUCAUUGCCAUCUUUCCCACCUUCCUUAGAAGUUGUUCUUAAUUCAGGGGGGCAGGAUCCAAAAGCGGUAGGUCGAUAUUGAAAAUGGAAGGAUCAGCGACGCGCACUGUGAUAACGUCUACAAGCAGUAGCACGGAACACUUUUCCAACUCUACUCUGGUUUACGACAGGCAGUUUCUUCGCACUGCUUCGGGGCUCCUCGUUUUCGCAGAAAUAGUGUUUGGUCUGCUGGUAUGGAUGCUGAUAGCAGGGACAGAGUACUUCCGUGUGUCUGCCUUUGGGUGGGUCAUGUUUGUGGCCAUCUUGUACUGGGUCCUGACGGUCAUCUUCCUCAUCAUCUACCUGACCAUGGCUUACAACAGGAUCCCUCAGGUCCCCUGGACAACUGUGGGCCUGUUCUUCAACAGUAGUGCUACAGUGAUGUAUGUGGUGUUAGCAGCAGUGGACGCAGCCUCAAUCAGCCAUGCUGUUAAGGGACACCAUAACUACAACUGCUGGGUAGCAUCCACAUUCUUUGCCUUCCUGGUCACGCUCUGCUAUGCAGGAAGUACAUAUUUAAGUUUUAAAUUCUGGCGCUCGAGGGAAGAGGAACAAUAACCAAUCACAAAGGACAGCUAAAGUAUAUCCGUUAUGGAGCGCAUGAAGGAUCUUGAAAAGUACACACGGUUAAGUGUAAUAACCACUCCUUUUGGAAUGCAUUUCUAUAUUUAAUUUCUGUUAUAUUUCUGUUAUUUUGGAGUCAUGGUGUGUUUCAUCUGUUGGAAUGACAGACCCUGAACCUCAGUGGUGUUUUUACUUCUUAUUCACUCAUGAGUUAAAAAAAAAAAUUUGAAUGAAAAUGACUGAUGCUAAUAAAGUGGCUAUUCUAUU
Molecule: messenger RNA, 1058 nt
Organism: Oncorhynchus nerka (sockeye salmon)
Lineage: Eukaryota; Metazoa; Chordata; Actinopteri; Salmoniformes; Salmonidae
Product: CKLF-like MARVEL transmembrane domain-containing protein 8
Exons: 4
Coding region: 273-785 (170 amino acids)
Biological process (GO): myelination
Cellular component (GO): membrane
Molecular function (GO): structural constituent of myelin sheath
Source: RefSeq, a predicted model, not a curated record